ACUGGGUCGGGCUGGGCCAGCUGCGGAGGAAGACGAAGAAGGAGAGGAAGAGGAGAGCGGGAAACAUCUGGAUCGAAAGAGAACAAUGUUGGAUUACACGGAACUCCUGCGGUGAAAUAAAAAAACAAAACAAAACUCAAACAAAAGACUACUCGGAAUUUUCGAGUGUGUGUGUGCGCGUGUGUGUGUGUGUGUGUGUGUGUGUGUGCGGAAAGUGAUCGCUAUGGAUCAGUCCGUCGCAAUUCAAGAAACUUUGGAAAGGGAGGACAACUGCAUCAUGGCUGUCCAAUGUGAGGUCCUCUCCGACGACAUCACGGAAAGCAGACUGCUGGGAUUGGUGGAGUCGACUAAUGAACACGCAAUCUUUAUUUAUUCUCAUCGGAGGAUGGCCAUCACUGCUGACGACGUGUCACUGGAGGACAUUAUACCCAUCUCUCUUGAUUUUGCAGUUGUGGAGGUUUCCUCUCCAGAGGAACUGGCAGUUGUGGGUGCUGAUACCAGAGUGAGAGUAAGCUACCAGGAAGACGCGCUAGAGCUCAGACUUCCUUUCGGGUCUCACGCUCGGCUCUUUCUCAGCGAGGUCAACAGAGCGUGGAGUGAUGUGUGCAAGUCUCCCACACAGGUGCCCACUUUCGAGUGGAUCAACAAGUACCACAAAGCCACCAGAGGACAGGGAGUUGUCAAACAGGCCCUUGCACCCCUCAGCACUAAACUCACAAAACUCAACCAGCACCGGAAAACAGAGAAACCGUCAGACAAAAAGGGAAGUUUAGAAAGGGAGAAAGGAUCCAACAGCGGCACACAGAAGUCCAGAGUGUUUUCGAGCCCAGAGAGCCAGGUCAUCUCCAGUCGAGAGCACCGGGAUGACCUGGUACACUCCUCCAGCCACACCCCGUCCAACAAAGCUCAGAUACUGACCAUGCCUCAGUUCAACCUGCGCGACAACCUCAUCAGGUGUGAGCUGCUGAAGAAUGAGGACCUCUACACUUACCUGGAGAACUUCAGCUUUUUCCUUGGCACAUACAAUGUGAAUGGACAGACACCAAAGGAAAGCCUCGGUCCUUGGCUGAGCAGCACUCCCGACCCUCCUGACAUGUACUGCGUGGGUUUCCAGGAGCUGGAUCUUAGCAAAGAGGCUUUCUUCUUCAAUGAUACCCCCAAAGAGCUGGAGUGGACGAAGGCUGUGUCCAAUGCCUUGCAUCCAGAUGCCAAGUACGCCUUAGUGAAGUUGGUGCGUCUGGUGGGCAUUAUGCUGCUCUUCUAUGUGAAGAAGGAGCAUGCAGAGUUCAUAUCUGACGUGGAGGCCGAGACCGUGGGCACUGGCAUCAUGGGAAGGAUGGGAAACAAGGGUGCCGUGGCGAUCCGCUUUCACUUCCACAACUCCAGCAUCUGCGUGGUCAACUCUCACCUCGCUGCCCACAUUGAAGAAUACGAGCGUCGCAAUCAAGACUACAAGGACAUUUGCAGCCGUCUCCAGUUUCGACAUCUUGAUCUCUCCCAGCCUCUGCUCACCAUCAUGAAGCACGAUGUUGUUUUAUGGAUCGGAGACCUCAACUACAGAAUCAGUGACCUGGACGUUUUCGAUGUGAAGGAGCUAAUCGGCAAGAAGGACUUUGAAACACUGCACAAUUAUGAUCAGCUCAAGAGGCAGAUCGAUGAGGAGGCUGUGUUUGUUGGUUUUGUGGAGGGCGAGAUUGAUUUCCAGCCCACCUACAAAUAUGACACCGGCUCUGACAAGUGGGAUACAAGUGAAAAAUGCCGCGUGCCUGCCUGGUGCGACCGUAUCCUAUGGAGAGGGAAACACAUCAAGCAACAACAUUACCAGAGUCACAUGUCUCUGAAGACCAGUGACCACAAACCAGUCAGCUCCCUGCUCGUCAUUGGGAUCAAGAGAGUGAAUGCAGAUGCCUACAAGAAGACCUUUGAGGAGAUUGUACGCAAUAUUGACAAAAUGGAGAAUGAGUGUAUUCCGUCGGUAACCCUGUCCAAGCAAGAGUUCCACUUUAAGGAUGUGAAGUUCAUGCAACACCAGGCAGAGACGUUGAGCCUCUUGAAUGACGGCCAGGUCCCAUGUCAGUUUGAGUUUAUCCAGAAGCCGAAUGAGUCGACAUACUGCAAGCCCUGGCUCACAGCCAACCCUCCCAAAGGCUUCAUCGCUCAGGGUGGCUCUGUGGACAUUGACCUCGAGGUGUUUGUAAACCGCUCGACGGCGCCGGAACUUAACUCGGGCGAGCAGCAGAUCGAAGACAUCCUGGUGCUCCAUUUGGAGCGCGGCAAGGACUACUUCAUCCCCGUGACAGGAAAUUACCUGUCCAGCUGCUAUGGCACCUCCAUCCAUUCGCUGUGUCGGCUGAAGGAGCCCGUCCGUGACAUGCCGCGAGAGAUGCUACGUCAACUGGCGGAGAUCUCUCGAGAUGAGAAUGCAGCCAACACUGAAAAGCCUCUGGACAUUCCUAAAGAACUGUGGAUGAUGGUGGAUCACUUAUUCCGUAUUGCAAUCAAACAGGAAGACAUAUUUCAGCAGCCUGGGCUCCGGAGUGAAUUUGCAGUAAUAAGGGAUUGCCUUGAUACUGGCAUACCGGAUUCUCUCUCGGGCAGUAACCACUCAGUGGCAGAGGCCUUGCUUCUCUUCCUGGACGCCCUCCCAGAGCCCGUGGUCCCGUACUCCUUUUACCAGCAGUGCCUAGAAAGCUGCUCCAACGCCAGUCAGUGUGAGAAAGUUAUUUCCAUGCUACCUCAGUGCCAUCAAAAUGUGUUCAACUACUUAGCUGCCUUUCUGCGUGAGCUGCUGAAGAAUUCUGCAUGCAAUCGAUUAGAUGUCAACAUCCUGGCCACCAUUUUCGCCUCCUUGCUGCUGAAGUCGCCUAAGAAGCAGGAUCUUGCUGAAAAGAGGAAGGCUCAGGAGUUCUUUCUGCACUUCCUCACCCAAGGCUUUUCCUAGACGGAGGACUUCUCCGUCUUGUCUCCUACAUGCUGAAGCUCAACACUUAAAAAAAAGUACAGUUCAGUAUUUGAAAAUGAAGUGUAUAUAUGAAAUGAACUCAUGAUUUUCAUACCAGAAGGCUCUUUGUAUAGAUAUAGUAUAAUUACUGUAAGCUACACUUCUUUACCUGAUAUUAGUUCUGUUAAGGCGAUGCUUGUGAUCUGUUGAUGGACAGAGUUUAUUGUAUUUCGUGGAACAUCUGUAGAGACCUAAUGAUUUUUAAUGUUAUCUAUUUUUUAUUUUAAAAAAAUAAUUUGUAUUUUAAUGUUUCUGAUCUCAACAGUAUAUUGUUUUUAUGUAUAAAACUAUUGGAAACAUUG
Molecule: messenger RNA, 3303 nt
Organism: Scophthalmus maximus (turbot)
Lineage: Eukaryota; Metazoa; Chordata; Actinopteri; Pleuronectiformes; Scophthalmidae
Gene: inpp5b
Product: inositol polyphosphate-5-phosphatase B
Exons: 23
Coding region: 224-2941 (905 amino acids)
Biological process (GO): phosphatidylinositol dephosphorylation; signal transduction
Cellular component (GO): membrane; cytosol
Molecular function (GO): inositol-1,4,5-trisphosphate 5-phosphatase activity; phosphatidylinositol-4,5-bisphosphate 5-phosphatase activity
Source: RefSeq, a predicted model, not a curated record